Saxophila tyrrhenica is the source of this 1161-nucleotide messenger RNA. RefSeq lists its product as uncharacterized. Lineage: Eukaryota; Fungi; Ascomycota; Dothideomycetes; Mycosphaerellales; Extremaceae. The transcript has a single exon. The record is from RefSeq and is a predicted model, not a curated record. Gene Ontology annotation, molecular function: hydrolase activity. Bases 1 to 1161 code for a protein of 386 amino acids.
AUGCCUUCACCAAACGGCCUGCCGGACUUGCCAUUACCCUCAGGCAUCACAGAAAACUACAUCGACUGCACCCCCUCCUGCGGCCUCAACUUCCACAUCCUCAAAGCCGGACAACCAGGCAAACCUCUCAUCCUCUUCUGCCAUGGCUUUCCCGAACUCGCCUUCUCCUGGCGCAAAAUCCUGCCUUCCGUAGCAGCAACGGGAUACUUUUGCGUGGCGAUGGACCAACGUGGCUACGGCCGCACGACGGGGUGGGAGAACAGACCGUUCCAUGAAGUUGACCUGAACGAGUAUACGAUGACGAAUCUGGUGCGGGAUCUGAUAUGUCUGGUCUAUCGGCUUGGAUACACCGAAGUCAAGUGUAUUGUUGGACAUGAUUUUGGUGCUGUCUCCUCCGCCAUGACGGCGUUGAUGAGACCGGAUAUUUUCAAAUCGACGAUUCAGAUGAGCCAUCCGCAUCAUCAACCUCCGCAGCCGGUUUUUGGUGACGAAGUGCCGAAGAAGAAAGUGGAUAUUCAAGCUGAGCUGGCGAAACUGGAUCCGCCAAGGAAGCAUUAUAAGUGGUAUAAUUGCACGGCGACUGCUGCUGGGGAUUGGGAUAACCCGCCGCAGGGUUUGGAGGAGUAUUUGAGAGGGUAUUUUCAUUUGAAGUCUGCGGAAUGGGAUAAAAAUGCUCCGCAUCCGUUGAAGGAGUGGAGUGCGGAGGAGUUGGCGGUGAUGCCGGAGUAUUAUAUCAUGAAGAAGGACGACACGUUCCCGGAGAGCGUAGCGAAGACUAUGCGUGGCGAAGAUGCGAGCAAGACAGAGCGCUGGCUAUUCCCCGAAGCACUGCAGGUCUACUGUAACGAAUGGAGCCGCACAGGUUUCCAAAGCGCGCUGAACUGGUAUCGCGCGCAGACGGAGUCGUCGGAGCAGGCGGCGAAGGAUAUGUUUAUGUUUGCUGGCAAGAGGAUCGAAGUGCCUUGUGCUUUUGUCAGCGGCAAGCAGGAUUGGGGCAACUAUCAGCAGCCGGGGGCUUUUGAGGCGUAUGAGGAUGAGCGGUGCGUGAGGCCGGGGUGUUUUCGCGGGGCGAGGUUGAUUGAAGGGGCGGGACAUUGGGUGCAGCAGGAGCAGCCGGAGGAGGUUGUGGAGGAGGUGCUUGGGUUUCUAGGGAGCUUGUGA